Messenger RNA from Saccostrea cuccullata (small rock oyster), 5881 nucleotides. Its product is annotated as sperm-associated antigen 1-like. Gene Ontology annotation, molecular function: heat shock protein binding. The record is from RefSeq and is a predicted model, not a curated record. NCBI's taxonomy places the organism in Eukaryota, Metazoa, Mollusca, Bivalvia, Ostreida, Ostreidae. Gene Ontology annotation, cellular component: cytosol; mitochondrion. The transcript is spliced from 23 exons. The coding region runs from base 118 to 3729 and encodes 1203 amino acids.
AAAUUCUCUAUUUUCGAUUUGACUUCAGUGUAUUUUGUUCAUUAUUUUGGGAUUUUUCCGGUCUAUUUUCAAUUUAGCUUUAAUCUUAAUCUAUAACACAUUGACGGGAAUCCCAAAAUGUCUGGACAGGACAACCCUUUGUUGACCAUGGGUACCACGAAGAAGUAUGACAUUCCAGUCGCCCAUUUAGAUUACAAGUACAUUGACGAGUGCAGUGAUGUAAAGUAUCUGGAAAAGAUACUCAAAGUAUUGAGAUCUGGAGUGGAAGGGAGGUACCCAGAAAUGGAGAAGCAGUGUGAGGAUAAGAUAGAAAAACUUAAUCCUGCAAGCCGGAUUCUGAGAAAGGACAAUCCAGUGAAGAAGAUAAGUGAGAUUGACCGAGAUGAAGGACAUUCUUUACAAAAAGAUCUUCAGAACUGGACAUCAGAUAUAAAGGAGAUGGAAGGAUCAGUCAAUGGCGUGUCAGAAUUUGAUGAUGAGAGUCUUCCACCAAUAAGAUCAGGAGCCAUAUCUACAAGUGGAAAACCAGUCCAGGCUGAGAAAAACAAAGAAAACAAAAAGCCAGCAAUGCCCCGCAGCUACAAAGAAUGGGACAAGUUUGAUAUUGACAAAGAAUUGGAAGCUGCAGAAAAAGAAAAACCGAGAGAGACAGGCAAAUCUUCAGCACAGCCUGUCAUAGAAGAUAUCAUAGACUCUACAGGAAUGUCAGAGAGGGAAAAAGAAAUGAAAGCAAACAGAGAAAAAGACAAAGGAAAUGAGGCCUUCAGAUCAGGAGAUUACCAAGAAGCGAUAUCAUACUACUCCAGGAGUAUAUCCCUGCUACCUACCCCUCCCUCCUAUAACAACAGGGCUCUGGCUUAUUUGAAGACUAAGGAAUGGAUGAAGGCCGAAACAGAUUGCAACAAAGUUCUCUCAUGGGAGCCCAAAAAUAUCAAAGCCUUGUUGAGGAGAGGAUCGGCUAGAAUGGGGAAGAAAUGUUUUAGCGAGGCCAUGACUGACUUUCAGUAUGUGUUGGAGUUAGAACCAAAGAACAAAAGAGCGCAGGAACUUAUUGAGGAGCUGAAGAAGACAGAAGUUAAAGCAGAGGAGGAGAAGAAGCAGAGGAAGGAGAAAGGGAGGAGGAUGGUUAUUGAGGAGGUGGAGGAGGAAGAGGAAGAAUCAGCUGAUGAGGAGAUAGUCAUAGAAGAGGUAAGGCCACUGUCAGCAGAUGAAGAGAUUGUUAUUGAGGAGGACAAGAGUUUUGCAAAGAAGAAGGAAACGGUCAGUGUCAAAUCGCAAGAACUGAAUAAGAACAAAACAGGUCCCAGUGAAAGCAGCAAGAAAGAAGAAAAACCAUUGGUUAAUGGUUUCCAUGAAUCCUCAAAUCAAAAAAGUGAUAACAAAGAUAUAUGGGAAGAGGAAGAAGUACCUAUAAAAGGCAGUCAGGACUUUGUAACAUUAAAAACUAAGCCAGAACUUGUGGAGAACUCUAGUAAAAGUGAAAGUACACAAGCAAUACCUUCACAAAAUUCCAUUCAGCAAAGUGAAAGUAGUGGACCUACCCCACCAGAGAUUGAAAAUUCUGAGAAUGAGAACAUUGCCAAUGCUUCUUUAGAAGGUACAAGGAUAGAACAGCCAGAGUCUAGUGGUGCAGUGGUACCAAAGCCAGCAGAGGAGGUGGCGCUAGUGAGACCAGUGUUUGUACAACAUCCGUUACCUGGUCCCAUCGCUAAACUCCGAGAGGAAGGGAACCAGUUAUUCAGAGAGGGUCAAUACGGGGAGGCAAUACAAAAAUAUACUCAGGCCCUAGAAAGACUCCAGAAAGAAAAAACAGACCAAAUAGUGAACAAGUCCUUGAUCCACAGUAACCGUGCAGCCUGCUAUCUUAAGACAGGGGACUGUUCCACAGCUGUAAAGGACUGUACAUCGUCACUAGAACUGGUGCCUCACUCUAUAAAACCUCUGUUGAGACGGGGCAAUGCCUUCGAAAUGUUAGAAAAUUUCAGGAAGGCCUAUGUAGACUACAAACAUGUUCUAAAUAUAGACAGCAGUAUAGACAUCGCUCAUCAAGGCUCCUCCAGAUGUCACAAUCAUCUGAAAUCAGUGGAUGGUCCACAUUGGAGAGAUAAAAUCCCUAAAAUCCCAUCAGUUUUACCCUGGGAGAUCCCAGACAUACGGACUCCAGAGGGAGCCACCAGUGUUCCUCCCACCCUGUCAUCAGUGUCCACGUCAUCUCAGAGGUCAUCAUCCUCAUCAUCACAACCAUCAUCAGCCACUUCAUCAUCAACAUCAUCAUCAUCAUCAUCAGGAAGCCAGAUACCCAGUGAUUCACCCACAAAACCUGUGAAAAAGGAGUCAUUUGAUGAGAUUAAGAGCAGGGGGAAUGAGCAUGUUAAGAAUUCAGAGUUUAAGCCAGCUAUAGAGUGCUACACCCGCUGUAUAGAGUUAGAUCCCAGACAGACUGUCAGCUACACCAAUCGGGCGCUGUGUUACAUCCGAAUCAACCAACCAGAGCAAGCGGAACAGGACUGUACCACGGCACUGUCUAUAGAAGAGGACAAUGUGAAAGCUCUGUUUAGGAGGGCACAGGCCAAAAAGAUGCUUAAGAAGUUCAAAGACAGUUUAAGUGACUUGGUUCACUUACUAAGGGUUGACAACAAAAAUACAGCUGCCAAACGAGAAUUAGAACUUGUCAAGGACUACUGGCGAGAGGAAUUAAAGUCACGUCCACCUCAAAGCUCCAGCAGUGAUUCAAAUGAAGAGGAGGCAGCAAAGCCAUCUAAUGAGGAUAAGAAGUCAAAGGUGAAAGGUCAAUCAUCAGCCAAUCAGAAAUCUUCUCAGCCCCAAGCAAGUUCAAAAGGAAGUUUGCCAAAAUCUAAACAUCAGGAAUCCAGCAAGAGUGAAGAAAAGCCUGAGCCAAAGAAGGGGAAACAGAAAACCAGGAAGCGAAUGGUUAUAGAGGAAGUGGAGUCAGAAGACAAACAAGAGGAAUGUAAACAAGGGACUCCAAAGGAGACACAGAAAUCAUCCAAUCAGCCCAGUGUAAAACAAACCACCCAGGAAGCUGGUGUCGGUCCUAAACAAACCGGUUCCUCCCCUAGUCAACAACCUGGUGCCAAGGCCAAACCAGCUGACCACUCAAGUCAUCAAGAACCGAAGUCUAAAAAGAAAGGCAAGAAAAACAAGUCUACAGUGGAACAAACAUCAUCGCAAAAAUCCUCAGAAACGUCGUCGGCUACAUCAGAGAAAUCAUCAACUUCACAACAAUCAUCAUCCACUCCGGUGCCUCCCAGUAAAGCCAGUCAGAAAUCCGGUAUUAAACCGACCAGUACCGGACUUCCUGUGGUACCCCCGGCUGCGCCAAAGUUAGAGAAGGCCACUCCUUACGAGUUCAUUCAGGCGUGGAAUUCCCUGAAGAAUGUGACAGACACACAACCGUAUGCUGAUUUGUUAAGACAGAUUUCCCCCAAAGAUCUACCUCAAGUUAUAAGUAAUAAACUUGAUGGGCCAAUGCUGAACAAAAUCACAAAGUGUGUGGCAGAAAAAUUCAUCACCCAAGGUGAUGUGGAUUUGAGCUACAGUGUUCUGUAUCAUUUAACCAAGGUUCCACGAUUUUCUAUGAAUGCCAUGUUUUUAUCUACCGCUGAAAAGAAAGAUAUCCAGACUGUCAUUUCAAAUCUACAGAAAUCCCCCUCUGGACUAUUUGGUAACAAGGAGCUGUCCAGUCUGAAAAAAGAAUAUGGUGUUUAAUUGAAAAACAGUUAAAAGAUUAUACAGAAUCAAUACAAAAAUAAUGUCUUCAUUUUUUCAGUUACGAUUUCAAUUUGUUUCUUUUUGAUAAAAGAUUUUAAUUUUACAUAUCUAGAUUUGCUGUACUUUGAAAAUGGUCAUAAAGAUGUGUUUGCAAAUAUUCAUAUUUACAUGACUGCACUGUUAAAAGAAACAUGACUGCACUUUUAAAUCUGGUGCAUGCAUGUCAAACAAAGACCUUGAACUGACAUAAUAUGCAUUGUUUGUUAUAAAAUAUUUUCUCUAUGUAUAUUUCAUAAAAAAGUGUUUUAAUGAUCCCAAUAUUAUGCAAUCUGUUGCACUUGCUGUGAAUCAUUAUGAAAAAUUAUGUGCUUGCUCUUUUGUUUUGCUGUUACGAGCUCUGAUGUUUUUAGAAUGGUACGACUUUCUGUGAAGUGAUUAUGAAAUUAGAAUGGCCUGUACCCUGUGUGUGGUUGUUACAGAUGAUGCUGUAGAUUUGUGAGAUUUUUUUUCUCCCUCGGUUUUAAGCUGUGCGUGCCUUUCCAUACGAGACACUACAGGUGUUUGUCAUACUUUAUCUUAUUCACGUGUGGUAUUUACUGUCUUAGGUCUGUAAUUACUUCCCUGAUUAAUUAAUUAAUUUCCAUAUUAUAUUGCUCUUGUUUCCUUCAUCAAAUCUAUCUUUUGACAUUUAAUUUUUUUUUCAGACAAUGAGUAAUAUUAGCAAAACUCCCAUUUUUUUUAGGAGCAUAUAAUGUGUUUUUUUCUUUUUUGUUUUGCCUUAUUAAUUUUCACACUGUUUCAGUGGAUAUUUUUUGUCAAGUUGCAUUAAAUGUUAGAAAAGGUGUCUGCUACAGUUAUAAUGAGCAUACUAAUGUGGUAUUAAUGGGUAUGAUUCAUUAAUAAAAACGGCUAUAUAAAGCCACAUGUACAAGUUUUGGUUGGUUUAAUUUGUUGAUAAAAAACAAUGCUGUAACCACACUUUUGUAAAUGAAUGUUGUGCUUGGUGCAACAUGUAUCUAAUAAAAAAUAAUCAGGUUGUACAUUUUGUGAUCCACCCUACUUGUAUCGAAUUAGAAAUCAGGUUCUACAUUAAAUGACAAUAUUGAACAUUAUAUAUGUAUGAAAAUUUGCUUCAGGUUUCUGGCUUAAGUUAAAUACAUGUAUACUUCUUACUUUCUAUUAUACUGAGCAUCUUCAAGUGUGUCAUUGUACAUUAAUGAGUUAAAGAGGAUUUUAGAUUUCGUUUUCCAUUAAAUAAUGUCAACUGAAACAACAUGUUGUGAAAUGACAAUUUAUUAAUUUUUCCCUUAUCUAAUUAUGAAGUCAAAGAUAUCUGGAGGGGCAUUUUUGUCAUUUCUUAAAAAAAAAUCAUUUCACUCCAGUGUGUAAUGAUGUUAAAGCUUUAUUUCUUCAAAAUGAAUUAACCUUUGAAAAAAUGACUGUACAUUCUUUCAUUCUUUUGUUUGUUUCAUUAAACUUAGCAGGAAAUACCAUCAUAAGGAAUUUAGGAUCGGGCCAUCAUGAUAAAUAAUAAUCACAAGUCCCACUGGAUAAAAAGUGCUAAAAUCAUAGGGGCUUUUUUUUCUCUUCAAUUAGACCAAUGCAGGAUAUAUGUAGCUUUUUCACAUUUGAGUAUAAAUCAUAAGACAUUUCACAUUUUUGAGUGUUCAUAAUAAUCAAUCUGUUCAAAUGUCUAAAAAUAGCUCUUACCUGUGUGGUCCAUUAAAAUUUAUCUGUGUCAUUGAAACGAUAACUGCAGGUAAUACUAAUGCAAUCCUAUUGCAAUGUUGCUUGAAAAUUCUUAAGUAAUUUUGUUAGAAUAUACAUAUAUAUUGUUAUUUGUUUGCUACUAAUAAUUUAUGUUAUAAACUAAUUGCAUAUUGAAUGUUCUAAUCUUGAGUACUUGAGUGAUUCUUGUAUUUUGACAAUAUAUUUAUUCCUGUAAAAUUGAUUCUACGAAAGAAUUCCUAUUUGGAGAAAAAAGCAAUACAGAUGUAUAUAUUGAUAUAUGUAUAUUUUUUAAAGGAAUACAGGUUCUAUGGAAGAGUGUGUCAGUCUGUUUGUUUGUUGUCACAAUUGAUUUGUGUUCAUCUUGUCAUAUCAUGGAAUAUAUUGUCUUUGAAUGACAUUAAACAUUAAAACAAAUCCA